AUCUUUGACGGCCUGGAUGAAAGCAGACCUUCUCUGGACUUCAACCACAGGGAGCUUGUGUCUGAUGUCACACAGACGUCAUCAGUCAACGUGCUGCUGACAAACCUCAUCCGGGAUCUGCUUCCCUCGGCUCUCGUCUGGAUAACCUCCAGACCUGCGGCAGCCAAUCAGAUCCCACCUGCAUGUGUUUACAGGGUCACAGAAGUACGAGGCUUCACUGAUGCCCAGAAGGAGGAGUACUUCAGGAGGAGAUUCAGUGAUGAAGAGCUGUGCAGCAGAAUCAUCUCACACAUCAAGACGUCCAGGAGCCUCCACAUCAUGUGUCAAAUCCCAGUCUUCUGCUGGAUCAGUGCUACAGUUCUGGAGCACAUGUUGACCACAGACCAGAGAGGAGAGCUGCCCAAGACCCUGACUGACCUGUACUCACACUUCCUGCUGGUUCAGACAAAGAGGAAGAACAACAAGUACGGUGAGGGACAUGAGACGACUCCACAGCAGCUGAAGAGGGCUGACAGGGACGUUCUCCUGAAGCUGGGGAGGCUGGCGUUUAAACAUCUGGAGGAAGGAAACAUCAUGUUCUACCAAGAAGACCUGGAGCGGUGUGGUCUUAAUGUCACAGAGGCCUCAGUGUACUCAGGAGUUUGUACUGAGAUCUUCAGAAGAGAGUGUGUGAUCUUCCAGAAAUCAGUCUACUGCUUUGUUCAUCUGAGCGUUCAGGAGUUUCUGGCUGCAGUCUACAUGUUCCACUGUUACACCAAGAGGAACACAGAAGAACUCAACAACUUCUUGGGAACAUAUGGGAACACAGACAGUACCUUCUCCCUGGAUGACCUCCUGAAGAGAACCAUGGAGAAAUCCCUCACCAGUACAAAUGGUCAUCUGGACCUGUUUGUUCGCUUCCUUCACGGCCUCAGUCUGGAGUCCAACCAGAGAGUCUUAGGAGGCCUGCUGGGUCGGACAGAGAACAAUCCAGAGAUCAUCCAGAGAAUCACCAACAACCUGAAGGAGAUGAAGAGUGAAUACAUUUCUCCUGACAGAAGCAUCAACAUCUUCCACUGUCUGACUGAGAUGAACGACCACUCAGUUCAUCAGCAGAUGCAACAGUUCCUGACGUCAGAGAACAGAUCAAAGGAGGAACUCUCUGAGAUCCACUGCUCAGCUCUGGCCUACAUGCUGCAGAUGUCAGAGGAGGUUCUGGAUGAGUUGGACCUGAAGAAGUUCAACACAUCAUACCAGGGUCGAUGGAGACUGAUCCCAGCUGUGAGGAACUGCAGGAAGGCUCUGUUGAAGGACUGCAGACUGUCAGAGAUCAGCUGUUCUUCUCUGGCUUCAGCUCUGAGGUCAAACCCCUCUCAUCUGAGAGAACUGGAUCUGAGUGACAACGACCUGCAGGACUCAGGAGUGAAGGAGCUGUGUGGUUUUCUACAGAGUCCAACCUGUCGACUGGAGACUCUGUGGUUGAAGGUCUGCAGACUGUCAGAGAUCAGCUGUUCUUCUCUGGCUUCAGCUCUGAGGUCAAAUCCCUCUCAUCUGAGAGAACUGGAUCUGAGUCCAAACAACAACCUGCAGGACUCAGGAGUGAAGGAGCUGUGUGGUUUUCUACAGAGUCCAACCUGUCGACUGGAGACUCUGAGGUUGAAGGUCUGCAGUCUGUCAGAGAUCAGCUGUUCUUCUCUGGCUUCAGCUCUGAGGUCAAACCCCUCUCAUCUGAGAGAACUGGAUCUGAGCUUCACCAACCUGCAGGACUCAGGAGUGAAGGAGCUGUGUGGUUUUCUACAGAGUCCAACCUGUCGACUGGAGACUCUGAGGUUGUGGGGCUGCAGACUGUCAGAGAUCAGCUGUUCUUCUCUGGCUUCAGCUCUGAGGUCAAACCCCUCUCAUCUGAGAGAACUGGAUCUGACUAACAACAACCUGCAGGAUUCAGGAGUGAAGGAGCUGUGUGGUUUUCUACAGAGUCCAACCUGUCGACUGGAGACUCUGAGGUUGAAGAGCUGCAGACUGUCAGAGAUCAGCUGUUCUUCUCUGGCUUCAGCUCUGAGGUCAAACCCCUCUCAUCUGAGAGAACUGUCUGCUUCUAGUAAGUUGUCGCUCAUGACCAGUGAACUAGAAAUCAUGGCGUCAUUUGUGCCCUCAGCCUGCAGGCCGACAGCUCCGGGCGCCUCCCCGUGUUUCCAUGCAUGGCAGGUGUGGAAGGCCUCAAGGACGCUGCUGCAUAGAGGACCAGACUCUGAUCGCACCAGAGCCGAUGGCAGCUGCUGUCUGGCCCACAUCUGCAGUCGUCCACACACACGCCACAUCAGCUCCUGUGUUUACGUCCAGUCGUCAGCAGGUUCAUCUAAAGUGUGUGUGUUUCCUGCAUGUGUUCCUCCUGUCCGGGAGACGCCUCUGCUGGGACGGGAGGUGCUGGACGGUCGACGGGAACGCCACCGACCGCUGCUGCCCCGCCUACCAGGAGAGGCCGACAGCUGGACCGGGCCUUCCUGUCCCACUCCACAGAACCAGUGCUCCUGCAAAGAUACAAGUGUGUGCGCGAGGCGGGUGUGGGGUGUGUGUUUGGCGAGCGGGGGUGCUGCGGCCGGGCCAGACUCUGUGAGCACGGGGACGACGGCCCGUGUCACAGCCGGCAGUGCAGCCGCAGCCUCGAACCCGGCGCGAGCGGCUUCACCUUGCCCGCACCUCCAGCAUCAACUGCCCACCCACUGCCAGCCGGUGAACAUCGUGUCAUGUGACGGGAAGUGUCCGUCCGCCAGCAUCUACAACUACAACAUCAACACGCACGCCGCUUCUGCAAGUGCUGCCGGGAGGCUGCAGCGGCGCCGGGUGCAGCUCUACUGCAGCAGUGAACUGUUCAACAGGGAGGAGGAGCAUGAGAACAGGGACGUGUCAGACUCCAUCUUCACUCGGGAUGAGCAGGAAGGAAGAAAAGUGAGCAGCAGUCACCAACCUGUCAAGAGCGCUCCUACUGUCGAUCCCAGUAAAGCUCUGACCACUAAGCUGAGGAGAAACAUCGAGCUGCAGAGCCAGGGCUACGUUGCAGCACUGAAGUUCUCAGCACACGCAACCUGGGACCUGCUGCGGCUGGUGGAGGGCUAUCGGUGGCACAUCACUAUUAUGACAUACAGACUCAUAGAUCUGUUCAAGUAG
Molecule: messenger RNA, 3144 nt
Organism: Hippoglossus stenolepis (Pacific halibut)
Lineage: Eukaryota; Metazoa; Chordata; Actinopteri; Pleuronectiformes; Pleuronectidae
Product: NACHT, LRR and PYD domains-containing protein 12-like
Molecular function (GO): protein binding
Source: RefSeq, a predicted model, not a curated record